GUUCCUCGGAGCUUGGAUGAAGUACAGCACCUAGGAUGUACAUAGUACCGAGAGUACAUGUACUGACUCUAACUCGCGUCUUCUGUCUAGACCGCCAUCACUGAAGUGUGCUGCAGCUGAGGAUCAACAAUGGACUCCACUGGAGCAGGGGUCUCGAAUUUGAUUUCUCUGGCUGAGGAUGGGGACUAUGCCGUGCAGCUGAGCGGCAAGGAUCUAAUCAUUCAUCUUGACCCAGCAUCCCCCGAGUUCAAAGAAGUCCAGAUCAUCAAACUCAAAGAAAAUGGCUCGAAAUUUUUAAAGUUCUCUCGAUCAAAGCCGGUAUUACCAUCCAGCACCCACUCCUAUGCAGGGGUAAGAUCUCCAGGGAGACGUGUGCUUUGUGCCAACGAGUCCCGCGUCGGGAUCUGGCAGCUGGAUCCCUUGCAACGGCACGCAGAAAUUGAAAGCAUUGAGCCCGGCGCUACAUAUGUCGAUUUCGGCGGCGAUGAAAAUGAAAUAAUAUUCUUCCAUGCGUGGAACACGAAAAUAACCGUUUUCGCCUUGGAUUCUGGCCGCAGCCAGAUCAUCAGGAGUCCCAAAUUCUCAAGCUACAAUGGAUUCGGCUAUCGGCCAAAAACAAGACAAUUGGCCGUGCUUUUGAAGCCGGAUGCCACUGAUCUAUUGACGGUCCAUGAAUUCCGAUCUUAUGAGCUCAUCGGAAGAGCGACUCUGCCUACGAUAGAUGCCCAAGGGCUGAAAUGGAGUCCGGAUGGGAGAUGGAUAGCCGUGUGGGAUGCUGCGAGUGCGGGCACCAGGGUUCUUGUUUACACGGCUGACGGGCAGCUUUUCAGAGCGUACAGCGGUCCGCCGGGUCUCGACAAAUCCCUCGAUCUUGGUGUUAGAGGGAUAGAGUGGGGUCCUGUUACCGGGCAACGCGGUGUGUCUGAGCUUCUUGCCGUUGGAAAGAUCGAUGGGACUGUCGACGUUCUGAAGACCACAACGUUCUCCUGCUCCAUCUCACUUUCUCAUGUGUUCCAAAUAGAGGAAAAUCCCCCCAGUGUCUGGCGGGAACGCUACGCAGACGGGGACCUCGAAUAUGCCGAAGCAUCCAGUUCCUCUGCCUUUGGCUUACCUGCCGAGUCAACUGGCCCGCUCCGGGGCGUGUCGAUCAUGUCAUUUAGUGCCAAUGGGAAACUUCUGAGCACCGUCGAUCAGACACGGCCGAAUAUCCUUUGGAUAUGGGACUUGGAAAGCACGCCAGUCCUGCUCUCCGCUCUGGUGCAUGAGCAUGCGAUCAGACAGGCUGUCUGGCAUCCAUCCAAGAUGCAGUUGCUCAUAACCACUGCCAGUACUGCUUAUGCGGCCGUUCGCUAUUGGUCGCCAUACAGCCAGCCGCUAAUCGCACGCAUUCCCGUUCCACGAAGCGAAACUGGAAGAUACGAUGUGCGAUGGCUGUCUUUUGAUGAGGAUGAUGAUUCGAAGUUCUGGUUUGGAACACCAGAUGACUAUGUGCUUGGUCAUAUUGAGGGUGUCGAAGGCACACCGCAGUUCAAGGCUCUAAGUACUAUUAAUGGGAAGAGCAGGGCGAGUAGCUACGGUCCGAGCACGAGCAGAUGAUCGAAUGAUGGAAGAUCAAGGUGUGAUGAUAUCUAUGCGUUACGAACAUGCAUCCCAACUACCCAGUGAUAAUCAGAACUGUGAUGAUUCACCAUUUUCAUGUCAUUUACUACCGAGUAUAAUGGUUGCGAAGGUUCCGG
Messenger RNA from Aspergillus heteromorphus CBS 117.55, 1736 nucleotides. Its product is annotated as YVTN repeat-like/Quino protein amine dehydrogenase. Gene Ontology annotation, biological process: protein localization to mitotic spindle pole body; mitotic sister chromatid segregation; microtubule anchoring at mitotic spindle pole body. The coding region runs from base 130 to 1596 and encodes 488 amino acids. Gene Ontology annotation, cellular component: microtubule organizing center; MWP complex; mitotic spindle. The transcript has 3 exons. The record is from RefSeq and is a predicted model, not a curated record. Gene Ontology annotation, molecular function: protein binding. Lineage: Eukaryota; Fungi; Ascomycota; Eurotiomycetes; Eurotiales; Aspergillaceae.